AUGAAGUCCCGCGGGCUCCUCCACAGCGCGAGUCAGCAGUUGACGCCGCGUAUUCCGGGAGUCGGCGGCCUGAUCUCGAGCACCGCCUCUCUUUCUAGCACGGGGCAGCAAACACCGCAGCCGCUACCACCGCGGCUGCAGCCCACGAACGCAGCCGCUGCAAGAGAAAAACUGCAGCAAACCGGCUCCACCCUGUCCCGCCAGCUCUUUCUCACCGUCGGAGCCACAGCAAGUAGUACGGCGGGUGCGCCCACUCCGAU
Molecule: messenger RNA, 260 nt
Organism: Amoebophrya sp. A120
Lineage: Eukaryota; Dinophyceae; Syndiniales; Amoebophryaceae
Source: the annotation of a GenBank genome assembly